UCCCGGGACAGCUACCAGGGACGCGGCAGCUUCGCAGUGCGGUUCAAUUCGCUGUCUGUUGCCAGCAUCCGGAUCGUCCGCCCGCCACGUUGAACUAUCAGCUGUAGGCCAACGAUCUCAAAUCCAAUAAAUUGCGAACAUGCGCGUACUCUUUGAUGAGGAUUGUAGGGACGUCUUCCGUGAGCGUUAUUGUGGGGACCGAAGAAAUAUGGUCGACAGCCUUCAAGGCAGUGGCGCCUAUGCCCGGGGUGCCGCGAAAGCCGAUUUCUUAAUUCACACUCACGGUCGUCCUAGAUUGGCGGCCGUGCGUAGGAUUCCGUCCUCACUGCAGGACCGACAGGUUAUGUAACGGCACGGGAUAAGUCGACAAUCGAGGUGAUACAGCUGGCCCUCAUAGCUUGC
Messenger RNA from Fomitopsis serialis, 402 nucleotides. RefSeq lists its product as uncharacterized. The record is from RefSeq and is a predicted model, not a curated record. The coding region runs from base 140 to 349 and encodes 69 amino acids. NCBI's taxonomy places the organism in Eukaryota, Fungi, Basidiomycota, Agaricomycetes, Polyporales, Fomitopsidaceae. The transcript has 3 exons.